GAUGAAAUCUUUCACUUGAUUGUUUUCAAAAUCAGUAUUUGAUAAAAUAUAACAUUAACACUCUAGGUUCUGCAUGUCCAUUCCUGUCGAGUAUGACCCAGAAGAACAUCCAAAGUGGUUUAAAUUAAAAGGGAUCAAGUACUGUCUUCGAGAUUCGGUUGUACUGAAUGGAGAAGAAUCGAAUGUUUAUUAUGCACUGAUCUCAAAAAUACAGAAGGAUAACCAGAUUCAAGUACAAUGGUAUUACCUGCCACACGAGAUGGUACUCAGCAGGGUGGAGAGAUCCAGUCUGCACCCCAACGAAAUAUUCAUCACACACACCACAGAUUAUAUUGAUGUGGAGACUAUCCAGAUGAAAGCCGCCAUUUUCCACACCAAGGGUUUUGCUCCUCCAAAGAAAGUGCCAGACACAUGGUUGAUACUGCGCCGGAGGUAUGAUCCUUAUAAAAAUACGGUAAAAAGCAUUGAUAUUGAGAAAGACGAUCUAAAGAGAGUUGAAAAGUUGAACACUUCCCUCUGUCCUGUGGAAUCAGAUGUUAAAUCUAAUUUUACCAGAAAAACACCUCAAGGGAAAACACCUUCCAGAAAAACACCUACCUCCCAAAAUAAAAGUGGUGGUAGAAGACAAACAAGACAUUCAACUGAUCCUGAAAUCGAGAUUAAAUUCAACAAAUCUUGUAAAAUAGCGUCUUCCAGCGAAGAUAACAUGCCUCAAACCAAACAGAAAACCAGCAUCAAACCAGCCGAAGCUGAUGAGCCAAGGAAAAGCUCCUACUUCUUUCUCUCCUCUGAAGAUGUUAAGAAUGAUUCUCGUCCGACUGUAACCCCAAAAAGGAAAAAGAUGACUGCUCCUCCUCCUCCUCCACAACUCAAGAUAAGCAGUGCUUCCUCCAAUACCAGAAAAUCUACCACUUCAAGGAGAUCUACAAAGUUAACAUCGGAGUUAGAAACAAUGUCUCUGAAUGUAUCCGACAAAGGGACUAGUACUCCUAAAGGGAGUCCUGUACUUCAAGUUAAUAAAGCUCUGGAACAAACACCAACACCGAAGACAACUCGAUCUGGGAGAAAAGUUAAACCUGUUGAAAACUUCUACUCUUUACAAUCCUCCUUGGCUAUGGAGGCUUUGAUGAAAUCAAAUUUGCUUAAACAAGUAAGCGAAGAUACAGAUUCCCAGGAUGACAACGAAGUCUCCUUCAAAGAAAACAAACCGCCAGUUAAGAAGUCUAAAGCCAAGACCACUAAAGUUGCCACCACAACAUCGAAUAAAAAGAAGAGAGCAUCACAUCGGAGAUGCUCGAUAGAAAGUACUGAUUCUGAUGAUGAUGAUUACGAAGCGAAGAAGAUUAAGAGGAAGAAGACACCCCUCAACAAGAAUAUGAGGACUCCUCGAGCAAACAAGAAUCUAAAACCUGCUCCUCUUGAUACGCCAUGUGUUAUCCCGCUCAGAGCGGCUGGACAAAGUAAAGAAACGUCGUUCAGUAUCGCCCGGUCUCGGCUCCAUGUAUCUGCUGUACCCGAAUCUCUUCCUUGCCGAGAGGAACAGUUUGCUGACAUAUACUACUUCCUGGAGAGUAAGCUAGAGGAUCAGACAGGGGGCUGCAUGUACAUUAGCGGGGUUCCUGGAACAGGAAAAACAGCAACAGUGCGUGAUGUGUUAAAACACAUAAACGAUGGUGACUAUGAUUACCAAACUAUUGAGAUAAACGGCAUGAAACUCAGUGACCCAAAACAGCUCUACUCUCUUAUAUACAGGCAUCUGGAAGGAAAGAAGGUAACUCCAGAUCACGGUAACCUGCUACUGAGCGAAUAUUUUGGUAAAUGCGAGAAGAAGUCUAUCGUGCUCGUUGUUGAUGAGUUGGAUCUACUGUGGACGAGAAAACAACACGUUAUGUACAACUUGUUUGACUGGCCAAACAGAGCAAACAGCAAACUUGUGGUUAUUGCUAUCGCUAACACUAUGGACCUGCCUGAGAGAAUGCUGAUGAACAAAGUCGCUAGCCGUCUGGGUCUGACAAGGAUGACGUUCCAGCCCUACUCCCACUCCCAGUUGCUGGAAAUUAUCAACUCUAGGCUGGAGGGAACGGUUGCCUUUGAUCCUUCAGCUUGUAUCCUCGCUGCUAGAAAGGUAGCUGCAGCGUCAGGAGACGCGCGCCGCGCACUUGAUAUCUGUAGACACUCAAUAGAAGUAGCUGAACAGGCAGAAUCAGAUACAGUCACUAGUACACAUAUACAGAGAGCUAUAACAGACAUGUAUCAGAGUGUCAAAACUAGAGCUAUCAUGAACUGUACGCUGUAUCAGAAGAUAUUCCUAAAGUCAGUUUUGGGUGUUUUCAGAAGGAAGGGGGUGGAGGAGGCAGUCUUUAAAGAGGUAUACGAGGUCUUCAGUAGUCUCUGCCAGUUCAAGGUUCCUUCUCCCCACCCUGUGGGUCCAUCCUACAACUCUGUGUCGAACUAGGAGGGAGCAGGAUACUGCUUGUAGAACAAGGUCCUCCCUCACUUCAUACCCACAUUAGACUCAACUGUUCCCAGGAUGACGUAGUCUUCGCUCUCAAGGAAGCUGGUUGAUCUGUGGUUGAUCUGUGGUUGAUCUGUGGUUGAUCUGUGGCUCUUAUGUUUUCAUUUUCUAGACCCCCCCCCCCAAGGAAUUUGUCAUCUACAUUCCAUUUGGUUUUUUGUUUUUACGGUACAGAUGUUUCGGGUUUAACAAUUUGAUCAGUUGUUGGUGAUCGCUGAUUUUUAACUUUUUAAUCGUUUUCAAACCUUUUAACAAUCUUUAAAAUAUGGCGAAUUUACGUUUCAUCAAAUAUUUAUUGAAAAUUUACCAUUUUGUUUGUAUUUAUCACUUAUUAAUAUAAUUUAAAUAAUGUCAUGAUAACCUAAAUUAUCUAUCAUCAUUCAUUUAAAAGUAUCUUGAGUUUUUAAAACACCGUUUUCACAAAUUCAAACU
Messenger RNA from Bolinopsis microptera, 2947 nucleotides. RefSeq names its product origin recognition complex subunit 1-like. The record is from RefSeq and is a predicted model, not a curated record. Bases 74 to 2455 code for a protein of 793 amino acids. The transcript has 15 exons. Gene Ontology annotation, biological process: DNA replication initiation; mitotic DNA replication checkpoint signaling. Gene Ontology annotation, cellular component: nuclear origin of replication recognition complex. Gene Ontology annotation, molecular function: chromatin binding; ATP hydrolysis activity; ATP binding. NCBI's taxonomy places the organism in Eukaryota, Metazoa, Ctenophora, Tentaculata, Lobata, Bolinopsidae.